This is a messenger RNA of Brassica oleracea var. oleracea, 1517 nucleotides long. RefSeq names its product serine/threonine-protein kinase SRK2A-like. The transcript has 10 exons. Bases 211 to 1269 code for a protein of 352 amino acids. The record is from RefSeq and is a predicted model, not a curated record. Gene Ontology annotation, biological process: intracellular signal transduction; protein phosphorylation. Gene Ontology annotation, molecular function: ATP binding; protein serine/threonine kinase activity. NCBI's taxonomy places the organism in Eukaryota, Viridiplantae, Streptophyta, Magnoliopsida, Brassicales, Brassicaceae. Gene Ontology annotation, cellular component: nucleus.
GAUUAUCAAUCAGUGUAAUCAUUAAUCAUAUCUUCUUUUUUGAAAAUUCUUCGCGGAACAGAAAAGGGAUUCAUUAACCAACUUGACCAUUCGCCGCUUCGCUUUUCACAUCCAUUUAUCUCUCACUCACCCACUUUUCUGCGAAAAUCUCCGAAUCGGGUUUCGUAUAUUGUUUCAGGGUCUGUUGAGUCUUGGGUGGGGGGGGAGAACAUGGAGAAGUACGAGCUUGUUAAAGACAUAGGUUCUGGGAACUUUGGAGUGGCGAGGCUGAUGAGGGUCAAAGACUCCAAGGAACUUGUUGCCAUGAAGUACAUCGAGCGUGGCCCUAAGAUCGAUGAGAAUGUGGCUAGAGAGAUUAUUAACCACAGAUCACUUCGCCAUCCCAAUAUUAUCCGGUUUAAGGAGGUGGUUUUGACUCCAACGCACAUAGCUAUUGUCAUGGAAUAUGCUGCUGGAGGCGAGCUAUUUGAGCGUAUAUGCAGCGCUGGAAGAUUCAGUGAAGAUGAGGCAAGAUACUUUUUCCAGCAGCUUAUAUCAGGAGUCAGCUACUGCCAUGCUAUGCAAAUAUGCCACAGAGAUCUGAAGCUCGAAAAUACUCUCUUGGAUGGAAGUCCUGCACCACGUCUGAAGAUCUGUGAUUUUGGUUAUUCCAAGUCCUCACUUCUGCAUUCUAGGCCCAAAUCAACUGUUGGAACUCCAGCAUACAUUGCACCCGAGGUUCUUUCUCGUAGAGAAUAUGAUGGCAAGAUGGCUGAUGUAUGGUCAUGUGGCGUGACUCUUUAUGUCAUGCUUGUUGGAGCAUACCCAUUUGAAGACCCAGAGGAUCCCAAAAACUUUAGAAAAACAAUGCAAAGAAUAUUGGCUGUUCAGUACAAGAUCCCUGACUAUGUCCAUAUCUCACAAGAUUGCAAACAUAUCCUCUCCCAUAUAUUUGUUGCUAAUCCACUCAAGAGGAUUACAAUAGCUGAAAUCAAGAAACAUCCAUGGUUCCUAAAGAACCUGCCACGGGAGCUUACUGAGAUAGCUCAAGCUGCUUACUACAGGAAAGAGAAUCCGACGUUUUCUCUACAGAGCGUUGAAGAGAUCAUGAAGAUUGUGGAAGAGGCAAAAACACCUCCUCCUGUUUCUCGAUCUAUAGGAGCAUUUGGUUGGGGAGGAGAAGAAGACGCAGAGGAAGUAUCUGAGGAAGUAGUAGAAGAAGACGAAGAAGAUGAGUAUGAUAAGACGGUGAAGCAAGUGCAUGCUAGUGGAGAAAUCCGAAUCAGUUAAAGAAAAAAAAGAUUGGUUGUUUUGUUUUUGUAAAAGGAAAAGAAAAAGAGUUUUCGUUGGUCUUCUUUAGUGUUUUUUUGUUUGGUUCUUAAAUUUGAAGGUUUCUCUUGUGGUUUUUGCUUUUGGAAGUCCUGUAAAAUCUGCAGUAGAAGAGACAGGUUGGUGAUGAGUUAUGUUUGGGCUUUGUGACCUUAUAUAAAAUAUAGUCUCUUUGUUCCUCUGUUUCUACAGACAGGGGAUACGUUAAA